Medioppia subpectinata is the source of this 1311-nucleotide messenger RNA. NCBI's taxonomy places the organism in Eukaryota, Metazoa, Arthropoda, Arachnida, Sarcoptiformes, Oppiidae. The record is from the annotation of a GenBank genome assembly.
AAACAACUGAAAUCAAUGUUUAUGUUUGCAUUUAUCACGUGUGAAGUGAAGUGACAUAUCUUUCAUAUUGGGAUCAACUCUUGUGGCAAUAUUUUUGCGGUCAUAUAUCGGGAAGCAAUGGCCGAAUCGGUUGACAAGACAUGUGGUGUUUGUGGCGAUAAAGCCAUCGCCCGAAAUUUCUGCGCCUAUUCUUGUGAGUCAUGCAAAGCAUUCUUCCGGAGAAAUGCCAACAAUUUUGAGGAAAUGAAGUGCUAUUUCGGCGACAAAUGUCCGAUGAAUGUCGAGAUGAGGACUGUUUGCCGCAAAUGUAGACUAAGGAAGUGUUUCGCAAUCGGAAUGAGAAAAGAAUGGAUAUUAAAUGCUGACGAGAAGGAGAAAAGGAGGCGUAAAGUACUGCAUAAUCGGCAAAAACGCGGUAAAAGUGAUGCUAUAAAUGGUAGUGAAUCCGACACUACGACAACGACGGCGACCACCACUUCGGCUAAUCAGCCAUCGAUUGCCACCCAAUGUGUGGAGACAUUAGAUUUGGUGCACAUAUUAGAGGACAAAGACAUAAGUCUAGAGAAACUUGAUUUAGAGAUCAAACAAAUCGAGAGUUGUUUAUCGGAUGCGAGACCUGUUGCCGACAAUAGUGGCCAAGAAGUGAUGCAAAUGUCGGUGACAUCAAUGCCGAAACACAUACCAAACGACACGUUCACUUCGAUGGAGGGCAUGAAGUUUACAGAAGUGAUGGCCGUUACGGGUCUUAUUCGCAUACAAAUGGCCGACACUAGCGUCCAGUUAUACAACGAGUUGGAUGUGAUUAAAGCAUUGAUGGAUAAGUUUGAUGAAGGGAUCAGAGAAGUGGUGCUGGCAUUCAAAAAGUUUAAUCCGUUUCAAAGUCUGUGCAAAAGCGAUCAAAUCUCGCUCUUCAAGUCGGCGGCCACUCCUAUGAGUGUUAUCCGUGCCGUUCAUUGCUAUGACUACGAGUCCGAGAAUCUGGUCAUUCCUCUGUUAACAGUGAUUGCGUUGUUUGAUUCAAGUGGUGUCGAUGUAGUCCAUAGGAAAAACAUCAGACUUCAACGCGAGAUUUACAAGUAUUUACUGCAACGGUAUUUAAAGCUGAAGUACGGCUCGGAAAUUGAGGCCAAAUCCAAGUUUACAACACUUAUGAAAAGCAUGAAUGAGUCGAAGAGGUUCUGUCAACAGCUAAUGAUAUACUUCUUGAAUGCCUUGCCAUCCGAUGUGAGUCCACUCCUCAAUGAGAUCUUUGAUAGAGUGCCUCACGAUAUGCACAAUCAGUCCAUGUGUUUGGAUUUAGACUCUUUCUAA